AUGGAUCAGGGAAACCGAAUCAGAGAUGCGGAAAAAGAGGAGAAGGAGGAAUUCCAGCAUAAUGAUAUACAUUCUGAGGAAGAAGAAUCUAAAGAAAUAAACAAAAACAAAAAGAGUCAAACAAAUUUAGACGACACAAACGAAGGCUUAACUGACGAACGCUUCCAAUUCAAUGACAAUUUAUGGAAAAGCAUCAAAAGGGAAGAAUCGAGAAAAGGUAUUGUAUAUCUGUAUGAUGUCCCAAUAGGUUUAAAUGUAGCAAAGGUGAGAGAAAUUUUUAGUAAUUAUGGAUCCGUCUGUAGGGUACACUUAAAUAGAGUUCAAGAUGAUGAUAACGAGGAGAAGAAGGGAGUAAUGGAAGCAUUUUCCUCUUCGAGCACUUUGAAGAAUGAGAGAAAAAGAACAAUAAAAAAAAAUAGAAAAAAGUGUAUUGUUAAGUAUCAAGAUGGAUAUGUUGAAUUCUUUGAAAAGAAAGAUGCCAUCAAAGCUGUAAGAACAUUAAAUAACCAAAUGAUUGGUGGGAAGAAGAGGAAAAAUAUUAUAAGAGAUCACUUUUGGCAUUUAAAAUACAUAAAAAACAAUUUCAAAUGGAGUGACUUGAUAUCAUCGCCCCUGUAUCGAAAAAUGUCACGAAACGAUCAACUCAACCAUGCCUUUAAGAGCAUGUAUAAACAGUAUGAGGAAUAUAUUGACAAAAUUAAUCAUAUGAAUGAUAAGGAACGUAUCUCAGCGGACCGUGUUAAUAAGAACAGUAAUGAAACUUGGAAAAUUGGGAAAACUAAGAAAAAAAAAAAAAAAAAAAAAAUUAUUUCGAAGAAGGUAUUUACGCCUCUGCAGUUCGUGUCGAUGAAGAAAGAGGGUGCAUCUAAAGAAGUGACCCAUGGAAUAGACAGUGGGACGAUCGAAGAAAUGAUAAUAGAAUCCCCUCCAGAGGUGGCUAGAAAAGUAUCUCCAGACACACCCAAGAGCACCGUUUCUGCGGACCUUUUAAGACUACUAAUGUAA
Messenger RNA from Plasmodium gonderi, 1005 nucleotides. RefSeq lists its product as hypothetical. Bases 1 to 1005 code for a protein of 334 amino acids. The transcript has a single exon. Gene Ontology annotation, biological process: endonucleolytic cleavage in ITS1 to separate SSU-rRNA from 5.8S rRNA and LSU-rRNA from tricistronic rRNA transcript (SSU-rRNA, 5.8S rRNA, LSU-rRNA); endonucleolytic cleavage in 5'-ETS of tricistronic rRNA transcript (SSU-rRNA, 5.8S rRNA, LSU-rRNA); endonucleolytic cleavage to generate mature 5'-end of SSU-rRNA from (SSU-rRNA, 5.8S rRNA, LSU-rRNA). The record is from RefSeq and is a predicted model, not a curated record. Lineage: Eukaryota; Apicomplexa; Aconoidasida; Haemosporida; Plasmodiidae. Gene Ontology annotation, cellular component: nucleolus. Gene Ontology annotation, molecular function: RNA binding.